AUGACCCCACAGCCCAACGUACCAUUGCCGAUGAACGAAGACAACUUCCUAAACAUGACCAGACACCAGGGCUUCACCGUCAAAGUAGAAGAAGAUCGCGCAUCAUCACUGCUAGCCCAAAUGGUUCGACUGAACAGGAUCCUAGCCCAAAUCAAUGACUUCAACAUCCAAGCCGCCGAAAACAAAAUCGAAACAGCAGAUGCCAUCUCUACAAUCGAGGCACUCUCUUCCAAACUCGAUGAAUGGAUCACCCUUCUACCAAGCGGUAUGCAGGAGACUCGCGAAAACCUCCUAAACUACGCCUCUCAAGGUCUUGGCCAACUUUUCGUCACUCUCUACCUAGGCUACUACCACUACGGCCAAAUGCUCUUCUACAGAUUCCUACACGAAGACUCGCGAUGUUUCUCGCCACGAACACAUUUCUACGCAAAAACAUGCAAAGAUCACGCCGUCAAAUUGAUUGAAAUGAUAUACAGUUCAGAGGAUGUACCUGGUUGUGCGGUGCUGUACAAUAUGGUCGGUCAUGUGCUUGUGAUUGCAUCGACGGUGCAGAUUCACACUCUGCUUUUCGGGGUUGACAACGAGAGUGUUACUCUUGCACGAGGAAGACUGGAGAGGAACUUCUGUAUUCUGACCCGGCUUCGUAAAUUAUGGCCUACACUUGAUGUCUGUAUGGAGCGGUUGCAGGCUUUUCAUCGGGCUUGUAGGCGUUCUGUUGAUACGAGCUUUUGUAUGGAUGAGUGGAUGGUGAGGUUCUUGGUUGAGUUUGCUAAUCCAGUUAGCGACAAGGACGGAAGUGCAGGUGAUAUUGAGGAGAGACCUUGGGGGUUGCAGGAGAUUGGGAUUUCAUAA
Messenger RNA from Penicillium antarcticum, 852 nucleotides. Its product is annotated as fungal specific transcription factor domain-containing protein. The transcript has a single exon. The coding region runs from base 1 to 852 and encodes 283 amino acids. NCBI's taxonomy places the organism in Eukaryota, Fungi, Ascomycota, Eurotiomycetes, Eurotiales, Aspergillaceae. The record is from RefSeq and is a predicted model, not a curated record. Gene Ontology annotation, cellular component: nucleus.